Molecule: messenger RNA, 3709 nt
Organism: Jaculus jaculus (lesser Egyptian jerboa)
Lineage: Eukaryota; Metazoa; Chordata; Mammalia; Rodentia; Dipodidae
Gene: Sp8
Product: Sp8 transcription factor
Exons: 3
Coding region: 107-1636 (509 amino acids)
Biological process (GO): regulation of transcription by RNA polymerase II
Molecular function (GO): RNA polymerase II cis-regulatory region sequence-specific DNA binding; DNA-binding transcription factor activity, RNA polymerase II-specific
Source: RefSeq, a predicted model, not a curated record
GCGGAACUGAUCAUUGUAUUGCACACCUCUAAAAAAAACACUGCCUCUGAUUUAUCAAUAUAAAAAAGAUCCUCUGAGAGGAGGAGGAGGAGGGCACUUUUGUGUGAUGGCAACUUCACUUCUGGGGGAAGAACCGAGGUUGGGUUCGACUCCUCUGGCCAUGCUCGCGGCUACCUGCAACAAGAUCGGCAGCCCCAGCCCGUCGCCGUCGUCCCUGUCGGACAGCUCGCCCUCCUUCGGCAAAGGCUUCCACCCGUGGAAACGCACGUCGUCCUCGUCGUCGGGCAGCUGCAACGUCGUGGGUUCGAGUCUCUCGAGCUUCGGCGUGUCGGGGAGCUCCCGGAACGGCGGCUCGUCCUCGGCGGCGGCGGCGGCGGCGGCGGCAGCGGCGGCGGCAGCGGCGCUCGUGUCGGAUUCGUUCAGCUGCGGCGGCUCGCCGGGCUCCAGCGCCUUCUCGCUCACCUCCAGCAGCGCCGCCGCCGCGGCCGCCGCGGCCGCCGCUGCCGCCGCCGCCUCGGGCUCGCCGUUCGCCAACGACUACUCGGUGUUCCCGGCCCCGGGAGUGUCGGGGGGAGGAGGAGGAGGAGGAGGCGGCGGCGGCGGCGGCUCCGGGGCGCACACGCAGGACGGCUCGCACCAGCCGGUGUUCAUCUCCAAGGUGCACGCCUCCGUGGACGGGCUGCAGGGUAUCUACCCGCGCGUGGGCAUGGCGCACCCGUACGAGUCGUGGUUCAAACCCUCGCACCCGGGCCUGGGCGCCGCGGGCGACGUGGGCACGGCGGGCGCCUCCAGCUGGUGGGAUGUGGGCGCAGGUUGGAUCGACGUGCAGAACCCGAACGGCGCGGCCGCCCUGCCGGGUUCCCUGCACCCGGCGGCCGGGGGGCUGCAGACCUCCCUGCACUCGCCGCUGGGAGGUUACAACUCGGAUUACUCGGGCCUCGGGCACUCGGCCUUCAGCAGCGGCGCCUCCUCGCAUCUGCUCAGCCCCGCCGGCCAGCAUCUCAUGGACGGCUUCAAACCCGUGCUGCCCGGUUCCUAUCCCGACUCUGCCCCGUCGCCGCUGGCCGGCGCGGGCGGGUCCAUGCUGAGCGCCGGGCCCUCGGCGCCGCUCGGAGGCUCCCCGCGCUCCUCCGCCCGCCGCUACUCCGGCCGUGCCACCUGCGACUGUCCCAACUGCCAGGAGGCCGAGCGCCUGGGACCGGCCGGGGCGAGCCUGCGACGCAAGGGUCUGCACAGCUGUCACAUCCCCGGCUGCGGCAAGGUGUACGGCAAGACGUCUCACCUGAAGGCGCACCUGCGCUGGCACACGGGCGAGCGGCCCUUCGUGUGCAACUGGCUCUUCUGCGGCAAGCGCUUCACGCGCUCCGACGAGCUGCAGCGGCACCUGCGGACCCACACCGGCGAGAAGCGCUUCGCGUGCCCCGUGUGCAACAAGCGCUUCAUGCGCAGCGACCACCUCAGCAAGCACGUGAAGACGCACAGCGGCGGCGGCGGCGGAGGCUCGGCGGGCUCCGGCGGCGGCGGCAAGAAAGGCAGCGACACCGACAGCGAGCACAGCGCCGCGGGCAGCCCGCCCUGCCACUCCCCAGAAUUGCUGCAGCCCCCCGAGCCCGGCCACCGAAAUGGCUUGGAGUGAUGCGCGGCCCGGGGCGCCCUGUUCCCCAACCUCUUGCCACCUGGGUCCUCUUGGAUCUGGUCUGUCCUGGCCUCAAAUCCAGUCUCUCUCUCUCUCUCUCUCUCUCCUCUCUUGUCUUUCAGUGGCACCCUGCUUGCUCCCAGUCUCCUGUCCUCCCUCCCUCUUGCUGUAGCCUUUCCCGCGGCCGUAACUUUGUUAAAGGGAUAUGGACUUGGAAGGAACUGGAAAUCACUGUCCCCCACCCCCACCCCCGCCCGCCUCUCGCUUUGCUUGUGUGCAACACCCCCGAGCCGAAGCUGGCCGAGCCGCACCUGCCCCCGGCUUCGCUCCUCCAGCCCCAGGUUGACCAAACUUUUACAAGGCCGAGGCCUCGGGAGUGUGACGGGGAUGAGCCGAGGGCCUCCGCGUCGGCUGAGCCAAGCUUGAGCCCGAGCACUGGGGAGCAGGGUGGCACCGGAGGCCAGGCCGGCCACCCACGCUCGUGAGGCCGAGGACUCGGUUCCAGAACCACCGUCCUGGGGCUCCUGGGGUCAGGAGCAUCCGGUUGGGCCGCUGAGCAGGCGGCGGGAGCCGGGAGAAUCCCCCCGGAGGGGGGGGGGGAUAGGGGGGCGGUCUGGCUGGACCUAGACCCCGAUUGCAGAGUUUAGCCCUCCAUAGUCAGCCCGGCCUCCGCUUUGUUCCCUGAGGUGGAACCGAUGCAGAUUUUUUUUAGCAAAGGGAGCCUUGGAGAAUCGCUGCAGCAGCCGUCUUUCAUCUUUAAAACAAUUUCUUUUCUUUCUUUUUUUUUUUUUAGAACUGCAAAUCUGAGCAGGGGGCGGAAAAAAAAAGCUACUAUCUACUAGUUUCCUUUCUAGACGCUUUUUCCUCUGCCAGUGAGUUCGUCUUUUUCUCUCCGAACUGCUAAUAUUGAUCCCAAAGUUAUUUUGAUUGCGUUAACUUAACUUAUGGGGUGGGGGGUGGGAUGAGGGUAGGCGUCUUUUUCUUAUGCAAAAAUACCCCUUUCCGGUGAGACCAGAUUAACUAUCUUCGUGUUUGUCUUUUUCUACCUCGUUUUUUCACAAUCCCAGACCAUAAUCUUCCAAUCUUUUUUUGUUGUUGUUAGUCCAGCCUUCCAUUUGUAUAGUACUCAUUUCUGUAAAUUCUUGCAAUUCAUUGAAGAUUUUAGGGUUAAAGUUUCUUUUUUGUGUGUGUGUGUGAGUGUGUGUGUGUGUGUGUGUGUGUGUGUGAUUUAAAACUCGAGUGAAGAAGCUAUUUCAGACGAGGCUGUAGUUUAAAUGCCAAAAGAGAGAAAUAGGGAAAAAAGUAUAAAAAAAAGUCUUUGUAAAAUAUAUCUGAACCUAAUGGUUUGUACAACUGGAGAAUCGUUCUAGAUUAGUUGCCACUUAAACAUAACCCCACGAAUGUGAGGGUGUGUGACUACAGCUGUCCAGGAGACGAUUUUGUAUAGUAUUUUUUCUUGUACAUUACUUCCAGUAAAUAUUUGAAGAUAUAUUGAAGUAAACUUGAUUUUUUUUUUUGUCACAAGAAAAUAUUAAGAGUUAUUGUUGAGCUGCAGGUUUUUUGAACUCAUUUCUGGAGGUGCAGAGCCACACACGCACUUUCGGGGCCUAGUUUUGCUCGAAUAUGAAUUUAGAUAAGUAUCAAGCUGUAACUAAGACAAUAUUUGAUAAAUGUUGGAUGACAUUUAAUUUAAUGGAGCAUGUACUUAUUUGCAUUUGCUGGCAGUUCAGGCAUAGUUAAAGUGAGAGUUCUCCUAUAUUUCAUAAUAACUGGGUCUGCCAAAACCCAUGUAUUAAAUAAAUUGUCCAAGUGAAACUCGACUAACUUUGGCCUUUGUGUAUUUCCUGAAGGUAAUGUUGUUAACUGUUAAUCAACACUCCUGAUGCUACAUUUAAAUGUUUGCAGAGUCUGCAAACUAAUUGUUCAUUGUCAUGUUGAAAUAAUUUGGAUAUUUCACAUUGAAAUGAAAAGCCUUUCUCUGGAACAUUUUAGACUUGCAUUUUAAAUGCAUGAAAUGUAAUUGAUUUAUUUGUAAUAUUUUAAAUGGUAUUAAUAAACACAGAUAAAAGACUA